This is a messenger RNA of Sparassis crispa, 1569 nucleotides long. RefSeq names its product Lactose permease. Gene Ontology annotation, molecular function: carbohydrate:proton symporter activity. Gene Ontology annotation, biological process: transmembrane transport; carbohydrate transport. The transcript has 14 exons. The record is from RefSeq and is a predicted model, not a curated record. Gene Ontology annotation, cellular component: membrane. Bases 1 to 1569 code for a protein of 522 amino acids. NCBI's taxonomy places the organism in Eukaryota, Fungi, Basidiomycota, Agaricomycetes, Polyporales, Sparassidaceae.
AUGGCGAAGUCUGACAAGAUGGGCGAAACGGAACAUCUCGAGGACCCAAUACAGGCCGUCGAGUGUAAGGUCGAGGUCGUAGUUCCUCUUCACUCCGAGCUCGCGGCUGUAUUGGCCAAGGAAAAACCGCAGCCGUGGUCACGGUCUAUGAUCAGGCUUUAUAUGGUUCUUGCUGUCGCAUACCUUUGCUCCACCACCAACGGCUUCGAUGCCAACACAUUUGGGGGCGCGUCCGCUAUGACGAGUUUUCAAAAUUAUUUCUCCCUCCACGGUGGUUCGAGGCAAGGCUUGUUCGCUGCUUCAUACGUUAUUGGUAACAUGGUUGGAUCUCUCGGUGCUGGACAAGUUUCAGAUAUGUGGGGUCGUCGAUGGGGUAUGGCAGUCGGCUCGUUUAUCUGCCUUGUUGGUAGUGUCGUCCAGACCGCUGCCCAGAACGGUAACUAUCUCAUCGGUGGCCGUGUUGUGCUUGGGCUGGGUGCUGUUAUCGCCCAGACUGCUGGUCCUGCAUAUGUCGUCGAGUUGGCACACCCAGCUUAUCGGGGAAUUUUGACUGGAUUGUAUCAGGCGUGCUUCUUCUCGGGCACCAUUCUCUCGACAUGGAUCGAGUUCGGCCUAUCUUAUGUUGCCGGUGCCCCACAGUACCAGUGGAGAGUGCCGAUGGCGCUUCAAGCCCUGCCAUCUGUCCUUGUUUUAAUGUUUUGGUGGUUUAUUCCUGAGACCCCGAGAUGGUAUGUCAGUCAAGGCAAAGACGAGAAGGCUCGCGAAAUUCUUGCGAAGUACCACGGUGGAGGUAACCUCGAUAGCGAGAUCGUCAAUCUCCAAAUGCGAGAAAUGAAGGAAGUCAUCGAAGUAGAAAACGGAACCGAUAAGAGAUGGUGGGAUAUCCGAGGCCUUCUGCGGACAAGGUCCGAUAGGCACCGUUUCUUCCUUGUGAUCUGUAUUGCGUUCUUCGGGCAAUGGGAUCUCCCUCCAACUAGCUACUACUUCCCGCUGAUGGUUGAAGCCGCCGGGGUGACCAACGAGCACAUGGUUCUUCUUCUGAACGCAAUUCAAACUCCAAUCAUGAUGAUAUCGGCUCUCUGCGGCUUGCAAUUCCUUGAGAGGUGGGGUCGUCGUCCCACUCUGAUGCUCAGCUCGACUGGGAUGUCGAUUUCGGUCGUCAUUAUUACGGUCUGCACUGCAUUGACGCCAAAACAUUCGCAAGCGGGACCCGUUGGUAUCGCGUUCCUCUACAUUUUCUUGGUCGUAUUCUCCUUCGUUUGGACUCCAAUGCAAUCCCUAUACCCCGUGGAGGUGUUGGCAUACAACAACCGUGCUAAGGGUCUAGCUGUGAUGAACCUGUUCGUCAAUGCCUGCGGUCUGUUUAACACCUACCUUCCUCCUGUCGCCAUCGGAGCAGUUGGUUGGAGGUUCUACAUCUUCUACGCGGCUUGGGAUGCACUUGGCAUUGUUGUCAUCUACCUUACCUUCGUCGAGACAAAGGGACGGAAUUUGGAGGAGAUCGACCACAUUUUCGACUCGCCGCAUCCUGUCAGGACAUCGUUGGCAAAGGAGGUGACAGAAUUGUAA